Protopterus annectens (West African lungfish) is the source of this 2570-nucleotide messenger RNA. RefSeq names its product kelch like family member 41 (gene KLHL41). Gene Ontology annotation, molecular function: protein binding. NCBI's taxonomy places the organism in Eukaryota, Metazoa, Chordata, Ceratodontiformes, Protopteridae. The coding region runs from base 88 to 1908 and encodes 606 amino acids. The transcript has 6 exons. The record is from RefSeq and is a predicted model, not a curated record.
CUGAUCUGCCCUUUUUCCAGGCUGACUUCUGUGCUGAGAACAACUACAGCCUCUUCCAUCAUUUCCAGCACCUCUUUUCCUUACAGCAUGGAUACCCCAAAAGAACUGACUGAUGAGCUGCGCCUUUACCAGUCCACCCUGCUUCAGGAUGGGCUGAAGGAACUGCUAGAUGAGAAAAGGUUUGUGGACUGCACACUAAAAGUUGGUGACAAAAGCUUUCCUUGUCAUAAAUUGAUCCUGUCUGCCUGCAGCCCUUAUUUCCGUGAACACUUUUUUGCAGAGAAAAGUGAAGACAAGAAGAGCGAGAUGGUCAUAGACAAUGUUGACCCAAAUGUCAUGAGUUUGAUUAUUAGAUACCUUUACUCUGCUGAAAUAGAACUAAACGAUGAAAAUGUUCAGGAUAUAUUUGCUGUGGCUAGUCGUUUUCAGAUCCCCUCUGUGUUCACUGUGUGUGUGACCUAUCUCCAGAGAAAGUUAGCUCUCAAUAACUGCCUUGCCAUCUUCAGAUUGGGUCUUCUUCUCGAUUGUCCAAGGCUUGCGGUAACAGCUCGUGAUUAUGUGUGUGAUCGCUUUGAACAGGUCUCUAAAGAAGAGGAUUUCUUACAGUUAGCCCCACACGAACUGAUAUCCAUUAUUGGAAGUGAUACCAUAAAUGUAGAGAAAGAGGAAGCUGUGUUUGAGGCUGUAAUAAGAUGGGCUAAAACAGAUAAAGAAAACAGAGUGAAGAGCCUGGGUGAGGUCUUUGACUGUAUCCGUUUCCGUCUUAUGUCAGAAAAAUACAUCAAGGAGACUGUUGAAAAACAUGACUUAAUCAGAAGUAACUCUGACCUCAUAAAAAAAGUUCAAGUUAUUAAAGAGGCAUUUGCAGGGAAACUGCCAGAGUCUACCAAAAAACAAGGAGGCUCCAGUGAAGGCGUGGUUAAUGGUGAUGUUGGAGAUGAAGAUCUGCUCCCUGGAUACCUGAAUGACAUUCCAAGGCAUGGUAUGUUUGUCAAAGACUUCAUCCUUUUAAUCAAUGACACAGCAGCUGUGGCAUAUGAUCCUUCAGAGAAUGAAUGCUACCUAGUAGCCUUAGCAGAGCAAAUCCCUAGGAAUCACAAUAGUGUGGUCACGAAACAGAACCAGAUUUAUGUUGUUGGAGGACUGUAUAUGGAAGAGGAAAACAAAGAGAAUCCAUACCACUCUUACUUCUUCCAGCUUGACAGCAUUGCAGGAGAGUGGAGUGGACUUCCUCCACUGCCAUCAGCAAGGUGUCUUUUUGGCCUAGGAGAGGCAGAUGGUUUAAUCUAUGCAAUUGGUGGAAAGGACCUACAGAAUGAAGCAACACUGGAUACAGUGAUGUGCUAUGAUCCCAAAGCAGUGAAAUGGACUGAUGUCAGAAAACUUCCCUUGAAGGUAUAUGGUCAUGGUGUAGCAUCACAGAAUGGGUUGAUAUUUUCUAUCGGAGGAAAGACAGAUGAUAAGAAGUGCAUCAACAAGCUGUUUAUGUUCAACCCAAAGAAGGGGGAGUGGCGGGAGCUGGCAGGCAUGAAAACUGCCCGCUCUAUGUUUGGAGUCGCAGUCUAUAAAGGCAAAAUUCUGGUUGCUGGUGGUGUAACAGAAGACGGACUUACAGCAGGAAUUGAAGCAUAUGACCUGUCCACUAACAAGUGGGAGUCUAUGCCUGAAUUUCCCCAAGAAAGGAGUUCCAUUAAUCUGGUCAGCGUGGGUGGAUCUCUGUAUGCCAUUGGUGGUUUUGCCUUGGUAAAGCUUGAGAAUAAUGAAUUUGGACCAUCAGAAACAACUGAUGUCUGGAAGUAUGAAGAAGACAAGAAGGAAUGGAUUGGAAUGCUACGUGAGAUCAACUAUGCUUCAGGAGCAACAGCUGUGUUAUCACGGUUAAACCUCUUCAAAAUGACUAAAUUAUAGAGUGACUCAUAAAUUAUAUUUAAAACAUACAUUGUGAGAAUGCAGUGUACUGGACCAUGUGAUUAGGUCCCAAUUAUAUAUUUUGUGAAAUGUUCAGAAUUUUUUAUUAUACAUUACAACUGUAAAGAAUUUUAAGGUUUGUUAUUUUUUAAUACUGUUCAAAGAAAAGAGUUUUGAUGCAGCAUUACUUGAAAUUUGAAAAUGUGCUUUCAUCUGAGAAAUUAUUAAACACAUAUGCUGUAAAAUUCUAUGUUUUCAAAUACAAAUGGAAAUAGUCAACAGCAGCAAGCUUACUAGUAACAUGUACACAUCCUGCCUUUAUAAAAAGAUCAAUAAAAACUUAAUGUGAAAUAAUGAGCACUGUUCUGUAAUAUAUAGUGUGAUUAGUUCCAUCACUGGCAUUGUUUAUGUCUGAACAGUAUUUCAUUCCAUUAUACAGUAUAACAGCUGGCAUAAACCGAUUCCAUGGUGUCAGACUCAUGCAUGCCCUUUAUAUGUAAAAAUCAAUGAUUGCAUGUGUAUUACUACAGUGUAUUAAAUGAGCAAUGCCUUCUUAUAGUGUAGGUGGAUACUUCUAGGGACUACAUUAUUCUAGAAUCAACAACAGCUGACAUCAGGGCUGCAGAAUAAUACACUAAAAAUGUAUGAUUCCAAAUUACAGA